This is a messenger RNA of Toxoplasma gondii ME49, 2136 nucleotides long. RefSeq lists its product as hypothetical. Bases 1 to 2136 code for a protein of 711 amino acids. The transcript has 11 exons. Gene Ontology annotation, cellular component: endoplasmic reticulum membrane. Gene Ontology annotation, biological process: regulation of signal transduction. Lineage: Eukaryota; Apicomplexa; Conoidasida; Eucoccidiorida; Sarcocystidae. The record is from RefSeq and is a predicted model, not a curated record.
AUGGAACAAAUCUCUCGCCUUACCCCUCGAGUUGGGCUCUGCGCUCCGGCAGAGGAUUCGUCCACCAAAUGGGGCCGAAGACUCUGUGAUCAUGUUUGGCCGACCUCAUUUGGCCGAGAUAAAACGCAUGAACGUUGGACGAGUGCAUCUGUCGCCUCUCUCGCACGCCGUCAAGCUGCUGUCCUUUAUCCCGUGGUGCUUCUCGGAAUCGCCAUUCUCUUCGCUCGUAGUCACUUCCUCACAGUCGCUCAGGCGUCACCCGCCGUCGACUUUGAAGCGUUUCCCCUCCUCCAGUAUGAAACGUUUAGUGCAGGCAUGUCAAAAGCUGCGCCUGUGAUGCUGGGGGCUUGGGGCUCCUCGGCGUUGAACGGCGCCUUGGCGGCGGCGACGGUAAUCGUGGCCGACUCAGGGCAGCAGUCUGAGGGCCCCGGGGGCGAGGGACAGGCCCCGGACGAGAAACUGCUGGAGCACCCGCUGCUUCAGCAGCAACUGCGGAGCUUGUCGAAGAAGAACAUUUACAUCUUUCGCGCGACUCAUGUCCCUGUCGCCCUCGUCGACGCGCUCCUCGACCGCGCCCAAAAUGUGCUUCUUCUCCUUCCGCCUCGCGCACCCGAGGAGACCGGAGAGUCCGGCGCGCUCGAUGAGGCGCAGGUCUCCGAGGCAGAGCGCAAACGCGUGUACGCUCUCGAGCAGCGCCUGAUCACCAGGUUCUCGGCGGGCGCCUGUGUCUUUGCCUUCGAAACCCCCGAGCUGGCUACUCUGUAUGAAGAACUCCGGGAACAGCAAACGCGCUUUCUCGCAAAUCCAAACUCGCUCUACGCCAACUCCCUCCUGCCCGCCUUUCUCUACAAAGGCCUCGCCCCCACUGUCUCCAUCCAGCGCGGGCCUCUGCCGCCCUCGCACUUCGCUGCGGGUCUGCAGAGCGCGAGCCGCCUCUCGGCGCCCCUGCAGGGACGGAAUGUCUUUGCAUGGCUUCCUGGCCGCAGGCCCCAAGAGGGAGGAGCGGCCCCCACGAUUGCCAUCGUGGCGCACUAUGAUGCAUUUGCUGCUGUUCCGCAUCUCGCAUUCGGCGCCGAAGGAAACGGAAGUGGAGUCGCAGCGCUCAUGGAGCUGGCGCGAAUCUUCUCUCGUCUGUACUCGGGAGCGGAUCAAGAAGACUCUCAGAGUGCGAAGGCAGGUUCUCGUGAGCCUGGGAACUACUCGCUUCUUUUCCUUUUGGCGGACGCCGGCGCUGCAGAUUUUGCCGGGGCGGCCCAGUGGCUGGCGAAGACAGAACCGAGGAUUCUGGAGUCGAUCACCUACGUCUUGUGCCUCGACGACAUCGCCGCCUCGCCCCAGCUGUAUCUCCACACGGCGAAAAAGUACAAAGAACCCCGUGUGCGGAAGCUUCUCCAAAGUCUGGAAACGGCGUUCGUGCAAUCGGAUUUGCUUCUCACCCUCGACCCGAGGAAGAUCGUCGUCCAGACACCUCCCAAGCCUUUCUGGGCGCACGAACAUUUCACGAUGAAGAAGGUGAUUGCAGGAACUUUGUCCUCGAAGCCUCACGGCGGUGGCCUCUGGGUACGGAGCUCGAUUCUCGAUCAAAAUUCCUCGGCGAAGUCGCGGGAGAAUCUUCUGCGCGUCGUGGGAGCCCUCGCAGAAGGCCUGGCUCAUUUCGUUUACGAAGUGGACGACUUUUCAGUGAACAUCAUUGAAGGUUCGAAUCGACCUCUUGCCUCCUUCCUCCACUCCUGGCUGUCUCUUGCCUCUCGUUCUCCUCGAUUCUACGCCUUCCGUCAGGCGGACAAGAACGCAGCGAAAAGAAACCAAACGCAUGCACCUAGUGGAGCUUUCGCAGACGAACUGCAUGCGCGGCUGGAGAAACUCGUGCCUUCUGCCCAGUCGCAAACGUUCUCGCUCCCCGCUUCUGGAACUGUCUUCACCUAUGAGCCACCGAUGUUUUUGAGUGUCAUCGAAACUCGCCCCGUUCUCUUUGACAUCCUUUGCCUCUUCACCGCCGUCGCCUACUGCUUCACGAUCUAUUACUCUAUUGUCGGCUGGCACUUUGUUCUGCCUGCCAUCAGCAACUUGACAGCUUCAGUCGGUGCUCUCGUCGCAGGCGCAGGCCACGAGCGCCCGUCUCGAAAAGCGGCCUAG